CGUCCCACAUAACCACUAUAUAAAUGCAUGCAUGCCCUCUUUAUCUUCAAGUCACCGUUCACUAGCUAUACUAAAUUGUUCUCUUCUCGAAUCUUACAAAUCUCCUCUCUGGAUAUUGAAAUCGAUAUUCCUUCUACAUGAUGUCCUCUACCCAAGUUACUCUGCUGGCUUUGGCGCUUCUCGUGUCGGUGAUUUUCCUCUUCCAUGUCACCGAUGCUCAGAAAGUGGAUGGCUCUAAGGAAGCAGCUUCUCCUGUACCAGUGAUAAAGCCCAUAGAUUGUGGGGAGGCUUGUGCUGGAAGGUGUAAAUUGUCGUCGAGGCCGAACCUUUGCAAAAGAGCAUGCGGAAGUUGCUGUGCAAAGUGCAGCUGCGUUCCCCCUGGCACUGCAGGCAACUACGAGGCGUGCCCGUGCUACGCUAGUCUUACAACCCAUAAAUUCAUCCGCAAGUGCCCUUAAAAUUUGGUCUUCGCGUAUUCCAACUUAGCGGGGCUUGUGCUACACAUAUAUUGGGAGUUUCAGUAUUGACGGUAUCUUCUUAUAUAUAUGAUCGUGUGUUCUCUGCACAACUUUGUGGUUUAUGUAAUUUUUUCGCGAAUUUUAUGUAAUUAUUCUGUUUUCAAUUGUUUGAGCCUUACUUCCUAAUCAUGUUCAGCUACAUAGGGAUUUGAUUUAAAGUUGAUGAAAGAUUGGAGGCGUCGUUUAAAAGUUUAAA
Molecule: messenger RNA, 714 nt
Organism: Punica granatum (pomegranate)
Lineage: Eukaryota; Viridiplantae; Streptophyta; Magnoliopsida; Myrtales; Lythraceae
Source: RefSeq, a predicted model, not a curated record